Ananas comosus (pineapple) is the source of this 5953-nucleotide messenger RNA. RefSeq names its product callose synthase 12-like. Lineage: Eukaryota; Viridiplantae; Streptophyta; Magnoliopsida; Poales; Bromeliaceae. The record is from RefSeq and is a predicted model, not a curated record. Gene Ontology annotation, molecular function: 1,3-beta-D-glucan synthase activity. Gene Ontology annotation, biological process: (1->3)-beta-D-glucan biosynthetic process. Gene Ontology annotation, cellular component: plasma membrane; 1,3-beta-D-glucan synthase complex. Bases 175 to 5589 code for a protein of 1804 amino acids. The transcript is spliced from 2 exons.
UUUUUGUAGACUUUGUUUUUUAGCAUUGUUCUUCUCAAAAAUUUUCACCCCCUUCCGAAUCGUAACAUACUCAACCCUUGUCCUUCCACUUUCCCCUCCCCUCUCAUCCCCAUUCCCCGCUCCAUUUCGGUGAAGACAAAAACGUAGAACGGAGCCGUCGCCGGAUCCGGCCCCAUGAGCCUCCGCCAGCGCCCCGUCCCGGGCGCGGCGGGCAACGGCCCCCGCCGCGGCCCCGGCGGCGGCGGCGGCGGCGGCGCAGCGGAGGCGGAGGCGGAGGCGGAGGCGGAGGCGUACAACAUCAUCCCCAUCCACAACGUGCUGGCGGACCACCCGUCGCUCCGGUUCCCGGAGGUGCGGGCGGCCAUGGCGGCGCUGCGGACGGUGGGGGACCUCCGGACGCCGCCGUUCGUCCCCUGGCACGACGGGCUCGACCUGCUGGACUGGCUGGGCGCCUUCUUCGGGUUCCAGCGCGACAACGUGCGGAACCAGCGCGAGCACCUCGUCCUCCUCCUGGCCAACGCCCAGAUGCGCCUGCAGCCCCCGCCCGACAACAUCGAAGCCCUCGACCCCGCCGUCGUCCGGCGCUUCCGCAAGAAGCUCCUCCACAACUACACCUCCUGGUGCGCCUUCCUCGGCCGCAAGCCCAACGUCUGGGUCUCCGACUCCCCCUCCCCCGCCAGCCUCCUCCGCCGCCCCUCGUCCUCCUCCUCCGCCGACCCCCGCCGCGACCUGCUGUACAUCUCCCUCUACCUCCUCAUCUGGGGCGAGGCCGCGAACCUCCGCUUCGUCCCCGAGUGCCUCGCCUACAUCUUCCACCACAUGGCCAUGGACCUCAACCGCAUCCUCGAGGGCUACACCGACGACGCCACCGGCCGCCCCGCCCUCCCCGCCAUCUCCGGCGAGAACGCCUUCCUGGCCCGCGUCGUCGUCCCCGUCUACAAGACCAUCAGCGCCGAGGUCGCCGCCAGCCGCAACGGCACCGCCCCGCACACCGCCUGGCGCAACUACGACGACGUCAACGAGUACUUCUGGAGCCGCCACGUCUUCGACCGGCUCCGCUGGCCCCUCGACCUCUCCCGCGGGUUCUUCGCGGCGCCCCCCAGCCGCAACCGCGUCGGCAAGACCGGCUUCGUGGAGCAGCGCUCCUUCUGGAACGUCUACCGCAGCUUCGACCGCCUGUGGGUGAUGCUCCUCCUCUUCCUCCAGGCCGCCGCCAUCGUCGCCUGGCAGGGCCACGUCUGGCCCUGGCGCAACCUCCGCACGCGCGACGACCAGGUCCCCGUGCUCACCGUCUUCAUCACCUGGGCCGCCCUCCGCCUCCUGCAGGCCAUGCUCGACGCCGGCACGCAGUACAGCCUCGUCUCCCGGGAGAACCGCUGGCUCGCCCUGCGCAUGGCGCUCAAGAUCCUCGUCGCCGCCGGCUGGACCGUCGCCUUCAGCGUCCUCUACGCCCGCGUCUGGGACCAGCGCCGCCGCGACCGCGGCCCCCGCUGGUCCCGCGCCGCCGACCAGCGCCUCCUCAACUUCCUCGAGGCCGCCGCCGUCUUCGUGCUCCCCGAGGUGCUCGCCCUCGUCCUCUUCCUCGUCCCCUGGCUCCGCAACUUCCUCGAGAAGACCAACUGGCGGAUCCUCUACGUCCUCACCUGGUGGUUCCAGACCCGCACCUUCGUCGGCCGCGGCCUCCGGGAAGGGCUCGUGGACAACGUCAAGUACUCCCUCUUCUGGGCCGUGCUCCUCGCCGCCAAGUUCAGCUUCAGCUACUUCCUCCAGAUCCAGCCCAUGGUCGCCCCGACCAAGGCCAUCUACAACAUCCGCCGCGUCAACUACCAGUGGCACGAGUUCUUCGCCCACGCCAACAGGUUCGCCGCGGUCGUGCUGUGGAUCCCCGUCGUGCUGAUCUAUCUGAUGGACAUUCAGAUCUGGUACGCCAUCUUCUCCUCGCUCACGGGCGCUCUCGUCGGCCUCUUCUCGCACCUGGGCGAGAUCCGGAACGUGCAGCAGCUGCGGCUGCGCUUCCAGUUCUUCGCCAGCGCAAUGCAGUUCAACCUCAUGCCCGAGGAGCAGCUCUUCAAGGAUCGCGGCACCCUCCGCAGCAAGUUCAAAGAUGCCAUCCUCCGGCUGAAGCUCAGGUACGGGUUGGGCCGCCCCUACAAGAAGAUCGAGUUGAACCAGGUGGAGGCCAGGCGGUUCGCCCUCAUUUGGAACGAGAUUAUUGCCUCCUUCAGGGAGGAGGACAUUAUUAGCGACCGCGAGGUGGAGCUUCUAGAGCUUCCGCCCGACCUGUGGAACAUUAGGGUUGUCCGCUGGCCGUGCUUGUUGCUCUCCAACGAGCUCCUGCUCGCCCUAGGGCAGGCCAAGGAGCUCGAGGCGUCCGACCGGCGGCACUGGAGGAAAAUCUGCAAGAAUGAGUACAGGCGGUGCGCGGUCAUCGAGGCGUACGACAGUGUUAGGUUCUUGUUGUUGAGGAUCGUCGGGGAGGGGACCGAGGAGCACUCCAUCGUCAGCCAAAUAUUCCUUGCUUUCGAUGAUUCGAUGCGCGCGGAGAAAUUCACUGCGGAGUAUAAGAUGGCGGUGCUGCCUAGCAUCCAUGCGAAACUGAUAACGCUUUUGGAACUCAUGCUCAAGCCGAAGAAGGAUAUGACGAAGGUGAUAAACACCUUGCAGACUCUGUACGACAUUGCUAUCCGUGAUUUCCCGUUAUCGAAGAAGAGCAUUGAGCAGCUUAAGCAAGAAGGGCUGGUGCCGCUACGGCCGAGCGCGACCGGCCUGCUCUUCGAGAAUGCCGUUGAAUUGCCCGGUGAAAAUGACGCUACCUUUUAUAGGCAAGUGAGGCGGCUGCAUACUAUUCUCACCUCUAGGGAUUCAAUGAAUAACGUUCCGAAGAAUAUCGAGGCCCGGCGAAGAAUUGCAUUUUUCAGCAACUCAUUGUUCAUGAACAUGCCUCGAGCUCCCCAGGUCGAGAAAAUGCUGGCUUUUAGUGUUUUGACUCCCUACUACAAUGAGGAAGUUCUCUACGAUAAAACACAGCUUCACUCCGAGAAUGAAGAUGGUGUUUCCAUCCUAUUCUAUCUGCAGAAGAUCUAUGAAGAUGAUUGGGCGUACUUUUUAGAGCGCAUGAAGAGGGAAGGGAUGGUUAGCGAAAAGGAGUUAUGGGAGGAAAGGUUGAGGGAUCUUCGGCUUUGGGCCUCGUAUAGGGGCCAGACGCUGUCACGAACCGUGAGGGGGAUGAUGUACUACUACAAGGCCCUCAAGAUGCUCGCUUUCCUUGAUUCUGCUUCCGAGAUAGAUAUAAAGGAUGGGUCGAGGGAGCUAGCUUCAAUUGGUUCUUUCAGGCAGGAAGUUGAUUCAUAUGGUUUGGGGGACGCCGACAGGUUGCCGUCUUCAAGGAACUUGAGCAGGGCAAGCAGUGGGGUGAGCUUAUUGUUCAAAGGGCAUGAGUACGGAACUGCGCUUAUGAAGUACACUUAUGUGGUCGCGUGCCAGAUAUAUGGUAAUCAGAAGGCUAAGAAGGAUUCGCGUGCUGAGGAGAUCUUGUAUCUCAUGAAGAAAAAUGAGGCCUUGCGUGUUGCAUAUGUUGAUGAAGUCCACACUGGUACAGAUGAAGUGGCGUACUAUUCUGUUCUAGUUAAAUAUGACCAGAGAUUGGAGAGAGAAGUUGAGAUAUAUAGGGUCCGUUUGCCCGGCCCGUUAAAACUUGGAGAGGGUAAGCCUGAGAACCAGAACCAUGCCCUCAUUUUCACGAGGGGUGAUGCAGUCCAGACGAUCGACAUGAACCAGGAUAACUACUUCGAGGAAGCCCUGAAGAUGCGGAAUUUAUUGGAAGAGUACAAUCACUACUAUGGAGCUCGAAAGCCUACACUUUUGGGGGUUCGGGAGCAUGUUUUCACUGGCUCUGUCUCGUCGCUUGCUUGGUUCAUGUCUGCCCAAGAGACAAGCUUUGUUACUCUAGGACAGAGGGUUCUGGCCAACCCAUUAAAGGUUCGAAUGCAUUAUGGGCAUCCUGACGUUUUUGAUCGCAUCUGGUUUUUAAGUCGAGGUGGUAUUAGUAAGGCCUCUAGGGUAAUCAAUAUCAGUGAGGACAUAUUUGCGGGCUUUAAUUGUACGCUGCGGGGUGGAAAUGUUACCCACCAUGAAUAUAUACAAGUCGGCAAGGGCCGAGAUGUUGGGCUUAAUCAAAUAUCGAUGUUUGAAGCUAAGGUUGCUAGUGGAAAUGGUGAGCAGACCUUAAGCAGAGAUGUUUACCGAUUGGGUCACAGAUUGGAUUUUUUCCGCAUGCUUUCCUUCUUCUACACCACAGUUGGAUUCUACUUCAACACCAUGAUGGUUGUUUUGACCGUUUAUGCAUUUGUGUGGGGCCGCCUUUAUUUGGCUCUAAGUGGACUUGAGAAAACGAUCACAGACAGUGCCGACUCAACAAAUAACAAGGCUCUUGGAGUCGUCCUCAAUCAGCAGUUCAUCAUUCAACUCGGCCUUUUUACUGCACUACCGAUGAUUGUCGAAAACUCUCUUGAACAUGGAUUUCUUCCUGCUUUGUGGGAUUUCUUGACAAUGCAGCUACAGCUAGCGUCAGUGUUCUUCACUUUCUCCAUGGGAACUAAGACCCAUUAUUAUGGGAGAACCAUUCUUCAUGGAGGCGCCAAGUACCGGGCCACCGGCCGUGGUUUUGUUGUCCAACAUAAGAGUUUUGCUGAGAACUACAGGCUGUAUGCACGCAGCCAUUUUAUAAAAGCAAUAGAGCUCGGGGUGAUACUAACUGUUUAUGCAUCCUAUAGUGCUAUUGCCUCGGACACUUUGGUUUAUAUAGUGAUGACGAUCUCGAGCUGGUUUUUGGUGGUAUCGUGGAUCAUGGCUCCCUUCGCAUUCAACCCUUCAGGUUUUGAUUGGUUAAAAACUGUUUAUGACUUUGAUGAUUUUAUGAGCUGGAUAUGGUAUCGCGGGGGUAUAUUUGCAAAACCAGAACAGAGUUGGGAAGUGUGGUGGUAUGAAGAACAAGCCCAUCUUCGAACAACUGGACUUUGGGGAAGGCUCAUGGAGAUAGUGUUAGAUCUCCGCUUCUUCUUUUUCCAGUACGGCAUUGUAUACCAGCUGAAAAUAGCCAGUGGGAGCCACAGUAUUGCCGUCUAUCUACUAUCCUGGAUAUGUGUGUUUGCGGCUGUUGGGGUUUUCAUAGUAAUGGCCUAUGCUCGGGACAGAUAUGCAGCAAAGGAGCACAUAUAUUACCGGGCUGUUCAAGCCUUCAUCAUCAUCCUCAUAGUACUGGUCAUCAUAGUAUUGCUCAAAUUCACAGAUUUUCAUAUUAUUGAUAUUUUUACUAGUCUUUUGGCGUUUAUUCCAACUGGUUGGGGUUUGAUUUCUAUUGCACAAGUGAUCAGGCCGUUUAUUGAGUCCACUGUGGUUUGGGAUACUGUGGUUGCUGUGGCAAGGUUGUAUGACAUAUUGUUUGGAGUGGUUGUUAUGGCACCGGUGGCAUUACUGUCCUGGUUGCCGGGAUUCCAAGAAAUGCAGACGAGGAUUCUCUUCAACGAGGCCUUUAGCAGAGGACUCCAAAUAUCCCGCAUUAUUACUGGCAAGAAACCUAAUGCGAUUUGAGGUUGGAAGUCAUUUUCUCCAUUACAGUAGGUGAGGGAGCCCCAUAUGUUGUGUCAUGUGUGCAGAGCUAAGCCUCAGGUGUUUGGUUCCAGGUGGAAAAAGAAUCUUAUAUUGUCUUAUUGUAUUUUAUUGAAUUGACUAUCUAUGUGAAUUUCUUGACUUAGAUCUGUAACUAUAUGAGUUUGGUACUUCAGUUCUGUGCUCUUUCGAAUAGAUUAAGAUUUCUCGUCGUAGAUUUAGGAAAUUUUGAGAUCUUGUAAUUUCACAGGUAUUGCGUGCACUGAUCUGGCUGUAAUAUUGUUUCUUAUUUGAUCAGUUAUUUUAUUCACUUUAUGGUGUUUAACUAUUUUCCUUUUGUCAAAAA